CGUGAGGGCCGUAGUGAUCCGACAACAGGUGUUUUAGAUUUGACGCUGCGAUUCCGGUUUUCUUUAUUUCUUAGUAGUGUUCACACUAAUAUUUUUUUUAUUGUCAAAUAUAUUUCAAAUUAAUAAAGCUCGUGGUAUACCGCGAAGAAAACGUAAUUGUAAAUAAUCGUAAUGAUGUCGGAGACCGUUGUGACGAUGGACGGUUCCAGCAACAAUCCCAGCAACAAUCCUCGACAGGUGCCUACCGUGAAGACAGAACCGGUUCAACCUAGCCCUCUAGCAGACAUUAAAUUGAACGUGCCCUACUUCAUGACGAUACCCGGUAUUAUUAAACUCGUACAAGUGAUUCUUGGUAUAAUAUGCAUGAUAUGCGCAUCACCGGCUUAUACCCCUGCGACGCAUUGGUUUCUAUUUGUCAUCGUAACAUCUUUCAUCGCCACCCUAUUAUGGUGUUUCAUUUAUCUGCUGUCGAUUCGGGAGGCGCUUAAAUUACCUAUCAAUUGGAUUUUAACGGAAAUGUUGAAUACAUCGAUAUUCACCGUACUUUAUAUGAUUGCUUUCAUCGCACAGUUAUCUGCUUGGAGUGCGUUAAAUCAUGUAUAUACAUCGAGAAAUAUUGCUGCAGGGAUCUUUGCAAUCUUUAAUACACUGGCGUACUCUGCUGGGACUUACUUCCUCUACGUGGAAUGGAGAAGCAGCAGUAACACGCACUGAAGGAAAACAUAGGUACUCGAAACAAUAUCAGGUACCUGAAGAGCACCUACGACAAAGCUACUACAUUCGGGUUGUCGCAAUCGUUCAUUCAACGACCGAUGACAGCCAUAAGGUUGUAAAAAGAUCAAUGGGUCGAAGCUAGUCUAACCAGGCCCCAACUUGAUCGUGUGUGGUAGCUUAAUAAGAAACUCUUAUGUGUACGUGCCUUAAAAAUUAGUUAACGAAUUGGUGGGUCGCGCCAAUUUGUGAUUAUAGUUUUUUCUGGGAUUAUUCUCUACCUGGAUAAAUGUAAAGAGGAAUGAAGUUCAUGAAGACGGGUUGCAUCAGAAAGAUAUCGACGAUUUCUUAAGUUUUUUGUUUUCACGAGUUUCGUCGAUUCUCUUCGUUACGUGAUUCAAUCUUUCACUGUGUAAACAGAUAUGCUAAGAAGAGAAAAAUAUUAUCUUUUUAAAAAGCAAAUCAUGCUUUAAGAUCGAUAAAAUCCAUAUUGGAUUGUCGAUAUUUUCAAAUUCUAUGCAAUUAAUUUAUAUAUGUUUCAAUCGUUAAUGUACGUACCUUAUUGAGGCACUUCCCCGUCAAAUUUUCCUUUUUCACUGUACCUUUCUCACAUUAUCGCGACUUUUUAUUUAUAUGUAUACACGCAUUAUAUAUAUAUAUAUAUAUUUACAUAUACAUAUAUAUUUUAUAUAAAAUAAUAUAUUUGCACAAAUUCAAUACAUCGUUUUCUCUUUUCUUUUCUUUUCUUUUUUUUUUUUAUUUUCUUUUAAUCAUAUAGAAUAUCUAUAACGUAUAAUUUGUAUCAUUGAUCUUAAGAAAAAUUCAAUACUA
This is a messenger RNA of Apis laboriosa (Himalayan honeybee), 1542 nucleotides long. Its product is annotated as CKLF-like MARVEL transmembrane domain-containing protein 8. The record is from RefSeq and is a predicted model, not a curated record. Gene Ontology annotation, cellular component: membrane. NCBI's taxonomy places the organism in Eukaryota, Metazoa, Arthropoda, Insecta, Hymenoptera, Apidae. The transcript is spliced from 4 exons. Bases 172 to 714 code for a protein of 180 amino acids.